UAAAGUAGAGGUGUUUAAGAGAGAGUGUCACAAAAGUCCUUCAGCAAACGAGUGGAGAGUGUUCAGCCUCCUUGUGUUCAGACUCUUUUGCUAAACAAGAUGCGGAGAAUCGUCCUGAUCACCCUGCUUAUAUCCUCAGUUUGUGCUCUUCACUUGGAAAUGCACAAAGAAGAGUCCAUUGGAAAUGAAUUUGAAGAAAGCUCUGGUGAGAUAGAAACAGAACAACUCCCUGGAAAGUGCUGGGCUUGCAAGUGGGUGAUAAGGAAGCUGAAAAAACAGAUCUCCAAAAAAACAACUUUGGACUACAUUAAAAAGAAGCUGGGGAUGGUCUGUGAUGAGAUCGGUUUUCUAAAGACAUUAUGUAGGAAGUUAGUGAACCGGUACAUGGACAUUCUGGUUGAAGAACUUUCAACUACUGAUGAUACCAGAACCAUCUGUGCUAACAUUGGUGUUUGUAAGAAAUAGGCAUGGAGUUAAUGACCUUAUAAAUGUUUAAGAAUCAUAUUUGAUCAAUUAAAGAAAUGCAUAUGG
Molecule: messenger RNA, 531 nt
Organism: Cyprinus carpio (common carp)
Lineage: Eukaryota; Metazoa; Chordata; Actinopteri; Cypriniformes; Cyprinidae
Product: antimicrobial peptide NK-lysin-like
Biological process (GO): defense response to bacterium; lipid metabolic process
Source: RefSeq, a predicted model, not a curated record